GAGGGAGGGAGAGAGGGAGAGAGGGAGAGAGAGAAAGAGGGAGGGAAGGAAGGAGCACCUCCUCGCUCGACCACACCGGAGCUGUUUGUCAACUCUCCUCCUGCCGUCAUGGAGCCGCCGGCCCAGAUGUUCCCCUGAGGGAGCCAGGCCGGGCGAACCUGAGCCGAGGUGAGCGGAGGACUGCAAGCUGGACAUGGAGCUCGGUCCUCUUCUCUUGGUCUGCGUCCUGCAGGCUCAGCUGGGGACGUUGUGGGGCGCAACGCACGAAGAUGUGCAGAGGGGCCCGCCUUGGGGGCCGCCCGCUCUGCCAGGCACCAGCAGCUCCAGAUCGGCCCGCAGCGUGGUGUCUCAGGGAGGUCGGCUGGACAUCAGUUUCCUGCCUGACAACAUGACCCACAUAGUGGAGGACUCUCAGCGCUACUACAGCUGGCAGAGUUUUGGCCCUGAAGACAGACGCACCAAAGACUUGUGGGUGGAUCUGGACUCUCUGCACAAGAGCCAAGUCCGAAUCCACGGCAUCUUGUCCAAUGCACACCGGCAAGCGGCGAUGGUGGCGCUGUCUUUUGACUUCCCUUUUUACGGACAUAACGUGAGACAAAUCAUCGUUGCAACUGGUGGCUUCAUCUUCAUGGGGGAGAUUACCCACCGCAUGCUGACCGCCACCCAGUACAUCGCUCCCCUCAUGGCCAACUUCGAUCCCAGUUUCUCCCAAAACUCCACCGUUAGGUUCUGGGACAACGGUAAGCACACCGUUAGGUUCUGGGACAACGGUAAUCUGUUCGUGGUCCAGUGGGACCAAGUGCGGCUGAAGGAGCGAGAAGCCGAAGGGGCGUUUACCUUCCAGGCGGCCUUGCACAUAAAUGGAACGGUGGUGUUCAACUACAGAGAGAUCCCGGUGCCAGUAGACAGGAUCAACUCCAUCGAACAUCCCGUCAAGGUGGGGCUGUCCGACGCCUUCAUGGCGCACCUCCCGUCUGCGGAGGUGGCAGACGCAAAGCAGCGGACCAUCUACGAGUAUCACCGCGUGGAACUCAACACCACCAAGAUCGUCAACGGAUCCGCCUUCGAGUUCACGCCGCUGCCCACAUGUCCUCAACACACCUCCUGCGAACUCUGCCUGGCGUCCAACCUGACCAGCGGCUGCGGGUGGUGCAACACGCUCCAGCGAUGCUCCGACGGAAUCGACCGCCUGAGGCAAGAGUGGUUGGAUUACAACUGUCCUGAAGAGGCUAAAGGCACAUGUGAGGACUACAACUUGCCGGAAGAUUCCACCUUGUCCUACAACCACUCCUCAUUUUCUCCCUCAACUUCCUUUGCCACGGAGCUGCAGGACGAGCCUGUGACCAGGGAUCCCCGGGAGGGCUCAAGACUAACGGAGACCACGGCCAUCAUCGCGGGCGUGCUGGCCGCUCUAGUCCUGCUGGUAGCACUGACCCUCCUGGCCGUGUACUGUGUCAACACCCACCCCGCGCUGGCACCACCCUUCUACCUCAUGCAGCGACGCAGCAACAGCUACUGGCCCGCCAUGAAGUUCCGCAACCAGGAGUGUCAGUCCGGCGAGGUGGAGCUCGGGGGCCAGGAAAAGGAAGUCUUCAUCGAGGCGGAACAGUGCUGCUGAGCUUCCCCGAGCGCCAGAGGGCGCCAUCUUUUUUGUCUCUUGUCCCAUUUCGGAGGAGAAAAGUGUUUGAAAAGGGAAGUCAGGGAGUGAGUAGACAUUGCCCUCAUACUGUAUCGUACACUUCCUGACCCAUUGUUGAUGUGGAGGAUCUACAUGAUAUAUAACUCAUGAUCCUGGGAAUGUAUCUGCUUCUUUUCUGCCUCUCAUUUCCUCUUCAAAUGUCUUUUAAUAAUAAAAAAGUAAAUAAUAAUUAAAGAUGCAAGCAGCGACGGACAGGACCGCUUGGGCUGCUGCCCCCGCGACCCAAGCCCGGAUAAGUGGUAGAAGAUGGAUGGAUGGAUUAUUACACAAAGAAAAAGUUGUAUACACAUGUGUUAUACAUCAGUCUCAAAGUAACUACAGUUGUUACUUUGAGGGCGGUUUAGCUCGGUUGGUAGAGCGGCCGUGCCAGCAACUUGAGGGUUGCAGGUUCGAUUCCCGCUUCCGCCAUCCUAGUCACUGCCGUUGUGUCCUUGGGCAAGACACUUUACCCACCUGCUCCCAGUGCCACCCACACUGGUUUGAAUGUAACUUAGAUAUUGGGUUUCACUAUGUAAAGCGCUUUGAGUCACUAGAGAAAAAGCGCUAUAUAAAUAUAAUUCACUUCACUUAAAGUGGCUUGGGCAUUUUAUAAGGACGCCAUUUUGAGACUCUAAUGCAUGAUGAAUGUAAUGCAGUUGUUGUAUUGAAGUGGGAAUAGCAAACUUCCUGUUGAUUUUAGUUGGGCGCAGUCAGUGUAUGAAAUAUAGGUCUCAGUGAGACCAACAUUGAGGCUUUUGUUUCAUGCGUGUAUGACAGUCCUACAGUUUUGUCUGAGCAGAAAGCCGCCGUUUUGUGACAACAGCAGCAGCGCAAUGGUUCUUUGCGGGCUCAUAAAAUCCAAACCGGGGUAGUAAUUAAAACUCUCUCUUUAUCUUUUAAUCAGAAGGGUUCAAUCUCUCUUCUGUGCUUAUUUGAACCCGAAACGACAAACGGCCUCAGAGGAGAUAAUGUUUGAAAAAAAGCAAACAUUUUCUGCCAACUUUUGUAUUGAAGUCGGAAUAGCAAACUUCCUGUUGAUUUUAACCGGGGGGGGGGGGGGUCUCAGUGGAUCAAAUAAAGGUCUAACUGAGACCUACGUAGUGGUUUUCGUUUCAUGUUUCUACGACAUUCCUACUGGAAGUAACAGACAGUUUUGUCUGUGUUUUCUUCCUAGGGGGCGCUAGAGCGCAAUUUUGAGUUUUGGGGUUUUUUGUUUUUUUUAUUAGAUUGCAAUUUUUGGCCAGUCCUGAUGUGUGUGUCAAAUUUGGUGAGUUUUGAAGCAUGUUAAGAGGGUUAAAUUGCAGCUCAAAGAGGCGGAGGUAUAAUAAAGAAUAAUAAUAAAACCUUAGUAAUUCAAGA
This is a messenger RNA of Nerophis ophidion (straightnose pipefish), 3037 nucleotides long. Its product is annotated as plexin domain-containing protein 1-like. NCBI's taxonomy places the organism in Eukaryota, Metazoa, Chordata, Actinopteri, Syngnathiformes, Syngnathidae. The record is from RefSeq and is a predicted model, not a curated record. The transcript has 13 exons. The coding region runs from base 194 to 1618 and encodes 474 amino acids.